Messenger RNA from Oncorhynchus nerka (sockeye salmon), 3396 nucleotides. Its product is annotated as reticulon-1-A-like. The record is from RefSeq and is a predicted model, not a curated record. Lineage: Eukaryota; Metazoa; Chordata; Actinopteri; Salmoniformes; Salmonidae. Gene Ontology annotation, biological process: brain development; neuron differentiation; endoplasmic reticulum tubular network formation. The transcript is spliced from 9 exons. The coding region runs from base 231 to 2633 and encodes 800 amino acids. Gene Ontology annotation, cellular component: endoplasmic reticulum membrane; neuron projection; postsynaptic density.
CUGAACUAAAACAAACCAACCUCACUCACUUGUGCUCUCGGACUGGACCGCGCAGCUAUUAGAAUUUUACAAUAUCAAUUUAAGCAUACAUUUGUGAAUCCAGUCAGAUUUCAAAUCAUAAUUUCCUGUUUAUUGCUUAGAUCAACCCAAUAUCCAUUGUGUAGCCCGCGUUAAAGCUUGUGCCUCAGUGCCUGUUAUCUCUCGCGCAACCUGAACCUCUCCCUAAAAGCAUGUCUUCGAAGCCCGGUGACGAACUAGGUUCGGAAGGGAAAUGGUUUGGGGACGAUUGUGAAAGAAAUGGCAUAUUCGGAAGUACACCACCUCUGUUUGAUGAGCUACGUGAAGAUUUAAAAUCGAAAAGCAGGGAAGAGACGAGCGACCUGGAUGAAAAAUUCCACAAAUUUGAGGACGAUGGGAAAAGGCCUCCCGUUGCUAUGGAAACUGCAUCUACAGGUGAUGCCAUGUCUGACCUUUUCAGGAAGCCCAUGAGUGAUGAUGGUGAACUGUACACCUCACUCCUGUCCAAUCAGAGCUACCCCUCAGGCCAGGAUGCCUCUUACCUGUCUGAUGACCUGAAGCGUUCCUCUGACCACUCCUCCCAGGACACCUUCGACUCCUACGGCAUCUUUGGUUCCCCCCACACCAAGAUGACCACUGACCUGGUUGAUGUGAUGCCCAAGUCCCUGCUGGGUAGCUCUGAGUUGAAGACGGAGGCCUACAACUACAUGGAUAUCAGCCAUGGUGAUGACGUCCACAACCUGAGCUGUCCACAACCAGCACCCCUGCAUAGUCUGGUGGACACCGGGCUGUCUGGCCUGGACUCCCUGGGAGACGACAUGGAUAAGAGCCCUGGUGAUGAUGUCCACAACCUGAGCUGUCCACAACCAGCACCCCUGCAUAGUCUGGUGGACACCGGGCUGUCUGGCCUGGACUCCCUGGGAGACGACAUGGAUAAGAGCCCUGGUGAUGAUGUCCACAACCUGAGCUGUCCACAACCAGCACCCCUGCAUAGUCUGGUGGACACCGGGCUGUCUGGCCUGGACUCCCUGGGAGACUACAUGGAUAAGAGCCCUGCAGGACACGAGGAGGAAGAGGAGGAGAACCUGGGACCGGCGCUGGACUCCCACUCCUUCCCUUACGUUGAGGAGCCUUCUGAGGAUGAGGAGCUGUCUGACUACCGCUCCUACCGCAACCUGGGCACCCCUCAGACCGCUAGCCCUGUGAAGAUCAUCCUGACCGAGUCCCACCCACCUGCUGCCCCCAAACCCAUCCUCCCACAGGCAAACGUGUCUGACAACAUCCUCAGCCUGGGCUUGCAGGGCGUCCCCACGGUUACGCUCUCUGAGCCAGAGGACGACAGCCCCGACUCAUCCCCCAAUGCAUCCCCAACAGAAAAAGAAUCCCCUUCCCAAGACCUGUUCACGUCUGUCCCCAGCAGCAAGCCGACCCCGGGAUCCACCAAGGCCAGUGAACAGGACGUCAGCAGUGCAGAGUCUGGGGACUCUGAGAUAGAGCUGGUCUCUGAGGAGCCCCCCCUGCGGAGCCCUCCCAGCACCAAGUCCAGUAACAACCCUUUUGAGCAGUCUCCCAGCAGCAAGGGAGGUUUCAGCCAGGCUGGCAACCCCUUUGACAACCCCCCCAGUGCCAAGGGACCCACAUCCUACAGCAUCCUGAGGGAGGAGAGGGAGGCUGAGCUGGACAGUGAGCUCUUCAUUGAGUCUGCCAAUGAGGAGAGCCCCAAGAGAGAGGGGUCCGGCCCCAAACAGGGGGUCAACACCCCUUCACCUCUGAUCCUCACCGCCGCGUCCCCCGCCCGCUCUGCCCCAGAACUGGUCCCAGCAGAGCCUGUGACGAGCUCCACCAAUAAAUCAUCCAAUGAAAAGAGCAAGAGCCCCAUGAAGAUGGAGGAGGAUCGCCCAACUAAGCCCAAGCCCCCCAUGGCCACCGUGCCCCCGGAGGUGAGGUCCGAAAAGCCCCUCCUGGAUGACAAGCACGUCACUGAGGGGAAAGGAGACCUGGCUACACCUGCUGCGCCUGUCUUUAUGGAGGGCUUUGACAAACAGAAAACCAUUGACCUGCUCUACUGGAGGAACGUGAAGCAGUCUGGAGCUGUGUUUGGCAGCGUGCUCCUGCUGCUCUUCUCUCUGACCCAGUUCAGUGUGGUCAGUGUGGGAGCCUACUUAACCCUGGCCGCCCUCUCUGCCAGCAUCAGCUUCAGGAUCUACAAGUCUGUGCUUCAGGCUGUGCAGAAGACCGAUGAAGGACACCCGUUCAAAUCCUAUCUGGAAGUGGAGAUCUCCCUGUCCCAGGAUCAGAUUGGUAAUUAUGCUGACAAGGCUUUGCUCUACGCCAACACCUGUAUGAAGGAGCUCCGUAGGCUUUUCCUGGUCCAGGACCUCAUCGACUCACUGAAGUUUGCUGUGCUGAUGUGGCUGCUGACCUAUGUGGGCGCUCUCUUCAAUGGCCUGACUCUGCUUAUUCUAGCUGUGGUGUCCAUGUUUAGCAUGCCCAUUGUCUAUGAGAAACACCAGGCACAGAUUGACCAAUAUGUUGGACUAAUACGGACCCAAGUGAACUCCGUAGUGGGGAAGAUCCAGGCGAAGAUCCCCGGGGCCAAGCGAAAGGAAGAGUAGACGCGAGUCUAGCUAACAGCGAGGUCCAGCUCAGACAGCUUGAUCAUUGUUGGAGAGCCUUGUCAUUAUCUGUGGGGUAGUAGUACUAUUUCAUCUAGGUGUUCUCUAAAACCAACCACUGAAGAAACCCUGACCCCAAAACUGUCUAGAACGGUUAACACAAAGUAAAUCACUCGUGUUCAAGAUCUUAUGUCUAGGUAGACAAGUACACAAUUCUGAACAACAAAAAGAACCAGCCUUUUUUUCUUUUGUGUUGCUUGUUAUUAAGUGCAUGACGUCAAGCCUUGAGUAAAUAUUUGAUAUAUUUUGUGCAGUUUUUCAUGCUACAUUUUUUUGCUGUGCUUACAACAAACUAAGAUUUGGCACAAAAAAGAGAUAUGCCUACAGAAAUGCUCUGCUGCCAAUGUUAAAUACCGCUUCAUGUUCGAGUUUGCUGGUGGGGCUUCUCUCAGUAUAUGACAAUAUAUAUAAAAUGAUUUCCUUUUGGUGUUUUCAAGCACAAAAUAAUUUGACAAUGUGUUUUAGAUGUGGUAAUUGUAGGGUUUUUGCUUUUGUAUAACUGUAAGGAACUAUACACAAGCUGGUGUUUUAGGUACCGUUGUUUGACUACCAUGAAGACAAGGAAUAUCUGAUGAUAUUUAAUUUGUUUGAAUUAACUGUCCAACUAUACUCAAUGUAGUUCUUAGACCCUGGACUAACUAUUUGCACUUACAGUAUGUAUUUCAUUACAGAAUAAGAAAAAUAAAUGUUCCUUGAUGUAUUA